UACUUUAUUCGUUUUUAGGCCCCCUGAUAUUCAGUUUGCAGCCUGCUUUUAGGUUCAGUUCCUUUUCAAGAGGUAGUGUCCUCCCAGUAAUACAUGUUGAAUGUAAGGUCUGUGUGUACGAGUCUACAGUUUGCUGGUGCUGUUCUCCUUUCUCUCAACACUUGUACACGGAUCAUGAAAUCCUCCUCAGCUCACUUCCUUUUGUGCACUUUCCUCCCUGUCUUCAGCCUGUGUGAGCUGCCCUCCAUGCAUGUUCCCCCUCUGCUGCUAACACUGAAAGAGGGGGAAAAAAUCCGACUGAUUUUCUUAGCUCUCUGUGAAGCAGCAAAAUGGCAGGAAAUGUUUAAUGAAGUCUAUUUAAAAGGUUGCUUAGUUUUGCAAUCAGGAAAAAAUGAACAAAAAAAAGGUAGUGAACAGGUGUCCAUAAAGGAUCUGCGGCUAAUGACUUGGUUCUAGAUAUCACAGGACUCCUUCAUAGGUCUUGUGGGGUCUAUACAUUGUUGGUCUCUGAUAUGGCUGAUUGUCUUAUACAACUUAAUACAAUGACCCAGUUUGAUAAUGUUAGUGACAAACAAGUCUGAUUUGCCCAUAGCAACCAACCACAGCUUAGGUUUCAUUUUUUUACAUAGCUCUGCUUUAACAUUUUCUAAGAGUGCAGCAGCAGCUGGAAACAAGAUCUAUAUUUCACAAGGUGUAACGGCGAAUUACAAUGAUGCCAUUAACACUUGUGCCAGGGCAGGAGGUCAAUUGCCUAUACCACUGAAUGAAGAUGAGAACAACGCUGUAAAGAAAACAGUGAAUCAAUACAAUUUCUUUGCAUAUCUGGGUGUAAAUGACCUUCAGGAUGAAGGAACAUUCAGAUAUCUAAGUGGUGAAAAGAUUAAAUUCUCAAUCUGGUAUGAUAAUCAACCAGAUAAUUCUAAACUAAAUGAAGAUUGUGUGGAAAUGUAUGGGGAUGGGAAAUGGAAUGAUCAGAAUUGUGAUGAAAAACGUCUGAUCAUCUGUGAAUUCAUUUUGUAAGUUUAAAAUAUUAAUAAAAAGUGUCCUCUAAAGGCAUUAAAAAUUAUUCCUAAAUGGAAUGUGAAUCAACAAUUAUUAAUUUUUAUUUAUCCUGCUAUUCAUUUCUGUAUUGUAUCCA
Messenger RNA from Hyla sarda, 1138 nucleotides. RefSeq names its product pulmonary surfactant-associated protein A-like. The transcript has 2 exons. The coding region runs from base 559 to 1020 and encodes 153 amino acids. NCBI's taxonomy places the organism in Eukaryota, Metazoa, Chordata, Amphibia, Anura, Hylidae. The record is from RefSeq and is a predicted model, not a curated record.